Molecule: messenger RNA, 330 nt
Organism: Rotaria sp. Silwood1
Lineage: Eukaryota; Metazoa; Rotifera; Eurotatoria; Philodinida; Philodinidae
Source: the annotation of a GenBank genome assembly
AUGAAAAAUCAUUAUAAAAUUCCUGCACAACAUUAUGAUGAUUUUGAUCAUGAUCAAGAGGAUAGAUUACCAGCACCACCAGAAACAACUGAUAUAGCAACAAACUCAAUUGAAAGUCAACAAAUAACAACAGCACCAUCGCAACCACCACCACAACUUGUAUUUAAAACAGAAAUGCUAGAUUGGUUUCGAUCAGAUUUCGAUAAUUUUGAUUUGGGUCCAGCACCAACACAGCUUGCAAGUGAUCGUGUUACACGUUCAAUGAAAAAAUUACGUGUUCAAGAAAAUGAAGAAGAACCUGACAAUAAAGAGUGGGUGCACGUAGAUUAA